UUAUAAUGCUCGGAUUAACCGUUACUUUCCCAAAAAAUCUCUUUAUAAGCAAACCUCCCAUUUCAUAGUUUAACCCAAAAACGGAAACCGUUACUCAUACAAACAAACAACAGCCAUUUUCCUUCUCUAUGGAAACGCACUCGGAUUGCUUCUGGGUUUUGUUUCUUGCUUCCAAAUGCAAAACUUUCUCCUCCCUAAACUCUAUUUUGCUUCUCCUUUUUCUUUGCAUGGCUUGGCUGGCCAUUUCCCUCUGCUUCUGGUCGUACCCUGGAGGCCCUGCCUGGGGUAACUAUUAUUGGCUGCGCAAGAGAGCAGCCACAAAACCCAAUAACAUCAUCCCAGGGCCACGAGGAUUCCCGGUUAUUGGAAGCAUGAACCUCAUGGUUAACCUCGCGCACCGCAAGCUUUCCGCUGCAGCCCAGUCUUUUGGUGCUAUGCGGCUUAUGGCCUUUAGCUUGGGUGGUACACGAGUUAUCAUUACAUGCAACCCAGAUGUAGCCAAAGAGAUACUUAACAGUUCUGUUUUUGCUGAUCGUCCAGUGAAAGAAUCAGCGUAUAGUUUAAUGUUUCACCGAGCGAUUGGUUUCGCUCCUUAUGGGGUUUAUUGGCGAACCCUAAGAAGAAUUGCUGCAACGCAUCUCUUUUGUCCUAAACAAAUUAGUUCCACCGAGGCACAGAGGUUCGAUAUCGCCUCCCAAAUGGUGUCUAUAAUAGCACGUCGGAGUGGAGAGUUCUCUUUACGCGAUAUACUCAAGAAAGCUUCCCUUAACAACAUGAUGUGCUCAGUGUUUGGCAGUAAAUAUCUACUGGGUUCAUCAAAUAGAGAAACUAAAGAACUGGGCCAGCUCGUUGAAGAAGGUUACGACCUACUAGGUAAGCUCAAUUGGUCUGAUCAUCUUCCAUGGCUUGCUGGAUUAGACCUUCAAAAAAUCCGGCUUCGAUGCUCAAAACUUGUUCCCAAAGUGAACAAGUUUGUGAAUAGAAUCAUCCAAGAUCAUAAAAUCCAAACAGGGAGAAGAAACCAUGAUUUUGUGGACGUUUUGCUUUCUCUCAAUGGCCCUGAUAGACUCUCGGACAACGAUAUGAUUGCCGUUCUUUGGGAGAUGAUAUUUAGAGGAACCGAUACCGUGGCGGUUUUAAUAGAGUGGAUACUAGCGAGAAUGGUGCUUCACCCUGAAAUCCAAUUACGAGUGCAGACCGAGCUUGAUCAAGUUAUUGGGAAAUCACGGCCGUUGAUAGAAUCUGACAUUCUGUCGAUGGUUUACCUGCCAGCUGUGGUGAAGGAGGUUCUCAGGCUGCACCCACCUGGCCCACUUCUAUCAUGGGCCCGUUUGGCAAUCACAGACACUACAAUUGAUGGAUAUCACGUGCCUGCUGGAACCACAGCCAUGGUUAACAUGUGGGCCAUCACCAGGGACCCAGAUGUUUGGAUGGACCCACUUAAGUUCAUGCCACAGAGAUUCGUGUCUAAGGACAGUGCUGAUGUGGAGUUCUCUGUGUUGGGGUCUGACCUCAGGCUGGCGCCUUUCGGGUCUGGCCGUAGAGCUUGCCCUGGAAAGACUUUGGGUUUAGCCACUGUUAGCUUUUGGGUAGGCUUCUUGUUGCAUGAGUUCGAGUGGGUGCAAUCUGAUUAUAAUCCAGUUGAUCUCAGCGAAAAGCUUAGGCUCUCCUGUGAAAUGGCUAACCCUCUUAAGGUCAAAGUGCACCCUAGGCGAAGAUAAAAAGGACCAAAAUAAUCAGUGAGAACUUUGAAAUGAUAAUCGCAAAAUCUGUAAUUUGUUCAGUCUCAACAAAAGCGAUUAUCCUCACUCAGCAGCCGGUUAGAUAUGCUGGACUUAAACAAUGUAAAUAUAGCAGGUGUUGGUCUCUAUAAAUCUCAAUGCCCCCGUGUCUUGAUCUUGACCUACGAUAUUGCUAUUAUAUAUAUGGAUAUGCCUGUUCCAGCAAUAAGCUAGAGUUAGCAAUGUGUAAAUUAUACCAGUUUAACUUGGUUUUGAUCUUUUGGGUUU
This is a messenger RNA of Durio zibethinus, 2009 nucleotides long. RefSeq names its product cytochrome P450 78A9-like. Lineage: Eukaryota; Viridiplantae; Streptophyta; Magnoliopsida; Malvales; Malvaceae. The record is from RefSeq and is a predicted model, not a curated record. Gene Ontology annotation, molecular function: iron ion binding; monooxygenase activity; heme binding.